This is a messenger RNA of Acanthocheilonema viteae, 2418 nucleotides long. The record is from the annotation of a GenBank genome assembly. NCBI's taxonomy places the organism in Eukaryota, Metazoa, Nematoda, Chromadorea, Rhabditida, Onchocercidae.
AUGGAAACCAAGCGAAUAGAUGAGAAAGUUAUGCCAAUCGAAAGUGUGCUAAUGCUUACAUCUGUAGUACAGCACUGGGGUCUUGCAGUGACUUUCCGUAAUCUAUCCUGGUUGGCAGAACUUUUGCGCAAUUCAUACUCGGGUAAGAUGGAUGAGCCUUACCUGCGGAAGCCACGCAUUGUCUACCGGACCGGCGUGCCCAAUCCCUUGACGCUCGAUCAGUACAGCGCUGUUCUUGGUAAGUCCACGUUUUACCCAUCGGAUAAAGUUGAAAAAAAUCGAAAUUUGGUAUGUACCAAUGGACCAAUGUAUCGACCAGACGGUGGUACCAUUGUGGUAUAUGAUUGUACUCUCUAUCCACGUGGUACCUUGAAUGAUGACCAAGUACGACGUACUUUUCGUGUUGAUGGUUACCGAUGGGGAAAUUCCAAGGGUGUUCACAAUUUGAGCAACGGAUUGCAAAAACGAUAUAAUUUACUUUACUGCAAAAAUGAUCCACAUGGCGACGAUAGAUUUAUACGUUGCGAAUAUUCUCGAGAGCCAUGUGGUUUGGUGCUUUUCCAUUACAUUGGCGACCACGUCGCAGCAGCUCAAGUGUCUGACAAUGCACCACAUGGAAAUGCCAAACGAACUAAUCAGCCAUUUCUUCGUACAUUACCAAUUAUAUUACAAGAAGUGAAAGAACAGAGCAUCACAAACAAUAAUGCGGUUGAGAUUUAUGAUCGAUUGAUGGAACAAAGUAUUUAUGAUCAGUGCUCGAGUAGCUCGCGAGUUACUCCACGGAGAUUACGUAACAAGGAACAAGUGAGAAAUGUAAUGAAAUCAUUUCGACAGAAGUUGGCCAGGAAUAGCUUGUACAUCCAGCCUCGACCAACGUCCCUGUAUGUUACGGAACAAGAAGCAUCAGCGCUUGGAAGACGUGUUUUGCGGAGAUCGAACGCAGAGUUAGAUAGAAAUCAAGUGGAGGUUGUUGAAGGCGGUGUUUUCGAACGGAUGCCGGACGGUCAAACACCUGUCGUAUUGAAAAAAGCUCGAACUGAAGAUGACUCGGAGUCGAGCUAUGCGCCAAUUGAUGUGACAACGGUUGAUACUCAAAACAUAAAAACAAGAGCACCUUACGGACCAGAUCAUUCGUUCGUUCGACAAGGCGGUAAAUUUCAUCUUUUGGUUGGUAUUACUGGAUCAGUCGCAUCAAUCAAACUUUCUGAACUUAUAACGGAACUUCAUAAAAAUAGUCCUGAAGAAAAAUUGGUCAUUCGAAUAGUUGCAACUGAUGCCGCUCGAACAUUUAUUGAUGAAUCAUCAUUUGAUGUUCCCAUUUACACUGAUUUGGAUGAGUGGAACAUGUGGAAAAAACGUGGUGACCCAGUUCUACAUAUUGAAUUAAGAAAAUGGUCAGAUGCGAUGUUAAUUGCACCAUUAGAUGCAAAUUCGAUGGGUAAAAUAGCGAAUGGCAUAUGUGAUAACAUUUUACUAUCCAUCGUACGCGCAUGGGAUCCUCGAAAACCUUUAUACUAUGCACCAGCAAUGAAUGUUGCCAUGUGGGAAAAUCCGCUAACGUAUCAGCAUCGUAAAGUCUUGAAGGAAUUGUUACGAUAUAAGGAAAUACCGCCAAUUGAAAAAGAAUUAAUGUGUGGUGAUACUGGCUCAGGCGCUAUGGCAACUGUGCAGAUGAUAGCAUCAAUUGUCGCCAGCGAGUUAUAUGGAUGUUGGCAGCCAAUUAAUCAAGAACUGGAAAAUCGUAAAGCAGUGAACGAUUUGUAUUUGCGAAAUAUUAGUUUUUCCCUCGAGAUUGAAUAUUCAUUUGAGAAUUAUGGUUGCCCGAGGUCAGUUGCAUACGGGGUUAUUCUAGUUAGUGCUUGGCUGGAAGAUUUCCCAUAUCGGAACGUUAUUCCCGGUGUUGUACGAGGUUAUUCACGUCGAUUCUGGCAGCUUAGUCCCGACCAUAGAGGCACAGCGAGUAGUCCCGGUCGUACAGUGACAUUAGUAGCAGAUGAAAAUGGUUCAUGCUGGGGGUUAGCUUAUGAAGUUGCUGAGGAGCAAGCAUCGGAUACAAUCAAAUAUUUGGAUUUACGAGAAAAGGCUGGCUAUUUGAGAAAAGAAGUGAUGUUUUAUCCCGACAAUGGUAGUUCAUUUUUUCCAAUAAAUGUUUAUUUGGCUGCUGAAGGAGAGAAUCCCUAUUUUACAGGUCCCACUGAUGAAAAAAGCAUUGUUUGUACCAUACUUAAAGCUCGUGGACUAAGUGGUACGAACAUUGAAUAUGUAUUACGAUUAGCAGAAUGCGUGCAUCGAAUGGCACCGCAUAUUAACGAUGAACAUCUGUUUACGAUUGAAAAAAAAGUUUUAGAUGAAUGUCGUCAGUUGAACAUUCAGGAUGAUUACUUGACUAAAUAUUUGAAUCAAAAACGUCUAAAUUAA